Molecule: messenger RNA, 665 nt
Organism: Schizophyllum commune H4-8
Lineage: Eukaryota; Fungi; Basidiomycota; Agaricomycetes; Agaricales; Schizophyllaceae
Exons: 1
Coding region: 103-582 (159 amino acids)
Source: RefSeq, a predicted model, not a curated record
GAGCCAGACACGCCGUAGUCGCGCUCGAGCUGGACGGUCACAUUGUCUUGCGUAUCGUUCACGACAUCAAGCAGAAUAUCGAACGACUGCACGGGCGCGGGCAUGGCGGGGUGCUUGAGAGGGAACGUCCAGCGACAGGAGACGAUGCGGAUUGGCGCGCGAUGUACUUCCUGCCCGUCAAGGGCAGAGGCAGAGCACGCGUGUUAUGGGAAAGACGAGGCGAGAGGGGAGCCUGAGGUGCACUGCGGAGGGAGAGAGGUGCCGGUGGCAGGGCGCGCGGCGUAUAUAUGUAUGCAGAUCAACGGAGAGAAGAUCACGACCACAACAAUGAAAGGGACCGGCGCGUGGUUGGGAUGGGCCCGUGGCCUGGAGAUACACGGUCCGUCGCCAGGUGCGUUCCAUUGCAUUGCACCGCAAUGGGACGGGUUGCGCUUUUGUUGCAUUGUGCGAUCACCCAGCCUGCCUAUUGUUGCGAAUCGGGAAGCCCGGUCACGCGCGGGUGCGUGGGCAGCUCUGGGAGAGUUCAGCGCUUCUCGCGCAGCGACGAAGACAGCGAGCGGGGGGAGGGGCCUGCAUCCCUGAAGCUGCGCGGCAUCGAUAGGGCGUGGGCUGUGACACUGAGAGGAGGCGUGGCCGAGCGGAAUUCGUGGCGCCGGCGAUCAUCC